CCUCCGCCCGUCCCUCUGCUGCUUCCCGUCCUGCUGCACUUCCGUCCUGCACACUAGCUACUCCCAUCUUCACGGCAAGCUCCAGUCCGAUCGUCCCCGUCCAAGCUCUUACCAAGAGGAAUGAGAUUGCCGCCAAGUUCCGAUAUGCUCCAUUAGUUGAUGAGCAAAGAAUGAGUUUUAUAUUUGAUGACCAUAGUGUGACGAAUGCAUAUGCAAGGGUCGCAACUCCCUCGUCUCAAGUUGAUGCUUCUCAAAUUAACAUUGAAGAGGGUAAUGAGGACGGCUCGGGAUGUGAGUUAGAUGUUAACCAAGUUGCACCCACCAAUGUUUCAUCUAAAGGUCGAAAGAAGAGAUCAUGUCCUUAUUCACCGAGUCCCAAGAUGGUCCAAAAGGCGGUAAAAGAUAGUGAUGAUAAAAUGGUAUUUAACCGUAUGGUUGACCUUUGGGAGAGGAGGGAGAUUAGCCGCAAUUCGGCGACGUCUCAAACAAAUGUGGAUCAUGUGAGAGAUGAGAUAAAAGAGAUGACGACCAUGGUGGUGAACGAUGGAGGUCGUCCCGGAAGUGAUGUGUAUUUCUAUGCUCUACAACUGUUUACGAAGAAGGAACAUCGUGAUGUGUUCAGUGCCCUCAAGGAUGAGACUGCUAGUGUGAGGCUUGAAUGGAUCAAGACGACAUGGGAUCUCUUUAUGAAAAAGAUUAGAACUUCUGUGAUGUUAUUUUCUUUGAACAAAAUUACUUGCUAUCGACUUGUACUGUCGUGA
Molecule: messenger RNA, 761 nt
Organism: Triticum aestivum (bread wheat)
Lineage: Eukaryota; Viridiplantae; Streptophyta; Magnoliopsida; Poales; Poaceae
Exons: 2
Coding region: 171-761 (196 amino acids)
Source: RefSeq, a predicted model, not a curated record